Molecule: messenger RNA, 1185 nt
Organism: Colletotrichum truncatum
Lineage: Eukaryota; Fungi; Ascomycota; Sordariomycetes; Glomerellales; Glomerellaceae
Product: Lipase 1-like protein 1
Source: RefSeq, a predicted model, not a curated record
AUGCAAGACAAAUUCCUUGAGACGCACCUCCCGCACCUGGGCAUCGGCCUAGCCGCCUUCGCGGCCCUAGCAACCUCGUCGUACCUUCUUCUCGGGCCGACGACGACGGUAACACCGUCACCGGGGAAAGAUAGACGCAAGACGGUGAAAUCCCCGAAAUGGACUGUCUUGCCGACCUUGUCGACGUUGGGCCGGGACGAGCUGCCGUACCCACCCGACAUACUUCCCGGCGCGAGGGAUGUUGCAACGCCGUACGGCAACCUGAGAGUAUAUGAGUGGGGACCGGAUGACGGAGAGAGAGUGCUACUGUUGCACGGUAUCGGGACGCCUGGUCUUGCGCUGGAGGGUACGGCGAUUGAGUUUGUGAAUAGGGGUUGGAGGGUUAUGACCUUCGACUUCUUCGGCAGGGGUUACUCGGACGCACCCGCAGACCUACCAUACGAUUCCCGCCUCUACGCAACACAAAUCCUCCUCGCGCUGGCAUCCUCACCCCUCCGAGGCUGGACAGGCAACGACGCAUUCCACCUGCUCGGCUACUCCCUAGGCGGCGCCGUCGCGGCAUCGUUCGCCUCGUCGCACCCUCACCUCAUCCGUUCGCUCACGCUCGUCGCUCCGGGCGGGCUAGUUCGCUCCGCGGCGCACGUAGGCUGGCGCAGCAGGCUCCUGUACAACUCGUCCGUCCUCCCUGAAUUCUUUAGACGAUGGGUCGUCACUCGACGGCUUACACCGGCUGGCCCGACCAAGACCGGCGACGUUCCUGAGAAAGAGACUGUGGACGACGGCGUGGACGUGGAGUGGGACGACAUCCGUCUUGUGGGGGGCGCGAGAAUCGGCGAUGUCGUGGCGUGGCAGAUUUCGAAUCACCCUGGUUAUGUGAGGAGUUACAUGUCCACCAUCCGCAAUGCGCCGAUCUACGAUCGGGGCGGGGAGGAGUGGAGCGUAUUGUCGGAGGUGUUGGAGGCGAGGAGGGAAGGCAAGGAGCCCGGGCUGCGGAAGGGUCGCGUGCUGUUUGUGCUUGGCGAGAGGGAUGAGAUUGUUGUUCCUGGGGAGACGGUAUGGGAUGCGAGGAGGGUGCUGGGGGAGGACGCGGUUGAGGUGUUGGUUUUGAAGGCCGGGCAUGAGGUUGGUGUCACGAGGGGGAGGGAUAUCGUUGGGGGUGUGAUUGGCGCUUGGGAGAGGGAGUAG